Schizophyllum commune H4-8 is the source of this 1719-nucleotide messenger RNA. RefSeq lists its product as uncharacterized. Gene Ontology annotation, cellular component: cytoplasm. The transcript has 7 exons. NCBI's taxonomy places the organism in Eukaryota, Fungi, Basidiomycota, Agaricomycetes, Agaricales, Schizophyllaceae. The record is from RefSeq and is a predicted model, not a curated record. The coding region runs from base 1 to 1719 and encodes 572 amino acids. Gene Ontology annotation, biological process: proteasome-mediated ubiquitin-dependent protein catabolic process; regulation of proteolysis. Gene Ontology annotation, molecular function: ubiquitin protein ligase binding.
AUGGAAGAGAACACGCGGCAAUGGACGUUCAUGGGAUUUGAGUGGAUGGUCAAGGAUGUGCAGAAGCUGCGCGAUGCAAUUGAGGGUGUCGGGGAGGGCGAGAGCAGCGAAGAACACGAGGACUUCGACGUCCUGAAGCAAUCGCCCGUCCUCGACAAUCGCUUUAAGCUCGAAAUUGCACGCACACCCAUAGCUGAAGGCGACGAGAAUCAGAAGCCUUCCCUUUCCCUCUACAUCACCCUCCUCACGUUUGACUUCGCGCACCCUGAGUACGAGAUGUGCGCCACGAUGAUGACUGCUAUCAAGAGCCUAGACGACCGCGUCGGUGGCCCUCGUCCAAACUGGGUCUGGGAGCAUUGGCAUCCCGACUGGGUCUUCCGACGUGAAAGUGAAGUGUGGGAAUGCCCUCUGCCACCAUUGUCAGCUCUGCUGCAGAAUCCUGCUGUGAAGGAGAAGGAUGCUUUAGUGAUCAGCCUUGAGAUCCACUGCCCUGUCAGCGUAUUCCCGCAACAUCCCUCUGGCUACUAUGUUCCUCGAGACCUGCUUGAAGGCAUCGAGGCAUCUUUGGAUAACCCAAACACUGGAGACGUUCGCUUCGUCUGUCUGGAGCGAUACAACGAAGCUCAACAUUCGCCAAAUCCCAAUGAGGGCGAUAGACGCGAAUCCGCUGGCUCUUCGUCGCACUCCAGCCUCCCUUUGACAGCGCGCAAGCGUGUCAUCUACGCGCACUCCGACAUCCUGACGCGCCGCUCUGAGUACUUCGCCACCAUGCUAAACUCUUCCUUCGCCGAGAACCCUACUUUGGCACCGGGAGAACGCAAGACAUACACCAUCGUGGUCGAAGAAGCGGACUUCGAGACGAUCUACUGGCUCCUCAAGUACUGCUACGCGAACUGGCUGAUGCUCAAGGAGCAGGAUGACCCGCGCGCGGCGGUCAACAACAUCGGCACUGGCUGGAGCGCGCGAUGGCUGACAACGCGGGGCGGGGAGUGGGACUGGAAGACCUACAGCAGCGGUACGGACGAGAGUGUCGCCGAGGGAAGCGUGGCUAGUGCGGAGACGCAUCCCACGGAAGACAGCGGACCAACGAAGGCAAGGAUGGCGACGACUAUCCCGCCUUCUGUUUCAACCAUGCGCACAACGUCGACUGCGCGACCACCUCCUUCAUCUGCGGCCAAGCCGCCAACGACACCAGGUCGUCCCUCACAGCCGACCACUGCCCGCCGCGCCGCCUCACAGGGCACCUCCCCCAUCCCCAUCGACCGCGGCAAGACCGUACCCCCCAUGCCCCUCACCAUGCCCUCCUCCAACUACCCCGCCGGCGCCCACUACCCCGUCUCCCCCCACAACACCCGCGCCGCCCUCGUCGCCUCCCCCGACCCGCACCCACACCCGACGCCCGCGCCGCAGCCCGCGAGCGCGCUCUCGAUGUACCAGGUCGCGCACCGCUACGCGAUGCCCGCGCUCGCCGCGCUGGCGCAGGAGCACAUGAUGAACACGCUGACGCCGCGGGGGAGCUUCGCGCUGUUGCUGGCUACGGCGGUGUGGGAGGAGCUGCAUGCGCUGGUGCAGGAUUAUGUGGUGGAGAAGUGGGACGAGGUGAGCGCGAGUGAGGAGUUUGAGGAGUGCUGUCGGGAGGUGGCGGCGGGAGAGUGGGGCGACGAUGGUGGCAAGACGAUGAUGGCGCUGUUCCGGAGGCUGCGCGCGCCGACACACUGA